CUCACACACAUGGUGGGCACUUGAACUGCCAAAUAGCCUUUGGCGUAUUUUUCCAAAACCAGAGCUAAAAGGAGUGGAGUUUUGCUUGCUCAGAAGAGGUUAGGAUCAAAUUGUUUCAAAGAUAUGGAGCACAAGCACGUUUUGCUGUCAGCAUUGGGUGUUGGGGUUGGUCUCGGAGCAAGCCUUGGGUUGAGCUCAGGGCUUGGAGGGAAUCACGAGUCUGGUGAUGAGCUUUAUGGUGAACAGAUUGAGCAGGAGCUUUUGAGGCAGGUGAUCGAUGGAAAGGAAUGCAAAGAAACUUUUCAAGAGUUUCCGUCUUACUUGAGUGAAAGAACUCGAGAGUUAUUGAAAAGUGCUGCAUCUGUUCAUUUAAGACAAACUUUCUUUUCCAAACACACUCGGAACCUUUCACCAGCAAGCAGGGCAAUUCUGCUUUCGGGACCUGAAGAAUUGUACCUACAAACGCUUGCCAAGGCUUUAGCACAUCAUUUUGAAUCGAAGUUGCUGCUACUAGAUGUACCUGACUUCUCUUUCAAGAUACAGAGCAAAUACGGAUAUGCAACAAAAGAAUCAUCUUCUAAACCGUCCUUAUCUGAGGUGGCUUCCGAGAGAGUGUCUGGUUUGCUUGGUUCCUUUUCAGUCCUCUCUUCAAAUGACAAAACUAAAGGCACUCUUGACAAACACGGUAAAGCUACUGAAAGUCCCAAUAUUAAUUCAAAGCUUCACGGGACUCCUGGUUCCCAGUCUGCUCCAGCAAAUUCUGUUCCCUCGAAGCAGAAAAGCAGCUUGUGUGUCAAUGAAAAGCUCUUUAUGCAGUUGCUUUUUAAGGUCUUGGUUUCUGUGUCAGAAAAGAGUUCCAUCAUUUUGUACAUCAGGGAUGUUGACAAGAUUUUCCUCCAAUCAGAGCAACUGUAUAACUUGUUUCAUGAAAUGCUAGGGAGACUUCCAGGGCCAGUGCUGAUUCUUGGUUCCAAGAUCGCGAACAUACCCAAAAAACCUGAUCUCCCGCCAUGGAUGCUUCCGCCUCCAAAAGUGAAUAAACGUUCAAAGGUUGAUGAAAGGCUCGCAGCGUUAUUCCCUUACAUCAUUAAGGUCAAACCACCAGAAGAUGAAACCGAUCUUGAAGAUUGGAAAGCCCAACUGGAAGAGAACAAGAAAACAAUUAAGUCUCAAGAUAACAGGAACCACAUCGCUGAAGUACUGGCAGCAAGUGAUGUUGAAUGUAGAGACUUGAAUUCAAUCAGCCAUGACGACACAAAGAUACUGAGUAAAUAUAUUGAAGAAAUUGUGGUAUCUGCAAUAUCUCACUACUUAAUGAAUACCAAGGAUCCAGAAUAUCGGAAUGGAAAGCUUGUGAUAUCAUCUGAGAGUUUGUGCCAUGCUUUGGAUCUAUUUCGCAAAAAGAAAAGUAACAACGAUGGAAAGAAGCAAGUGAAAAAUGGAAAGAAGGAUGUUCGUCCGGACAGUAAGCAUGAGAGGCACAUAAGAGAUGAACUUAUCCCCGCGAAUGAGAUAGGUGUCACAUUCUCAGAUAUUGGUGCACUGGAGGAAGUUAAGGAAUCACUACAAGAGCUAGUCAUGCUUCCACUUCGAAGACCAGAGCUCUUCAAAAGUGGACUUCUUAAGCCUUGUCGAGGCAUAUUGCUCUUUGGACCUCCAGGUACUGGAAAAACAAUGCUUGCAAAGGCAAUUGCAAAUGAAGCAGGAGCUAGUUUCAUCAAUGUCUCCAUGUCUACCAUCACAUCAAUGUGGUUUGGAGAAGCUGAGAAGCAUGUCCGUGCUCUGUUCUCUCUAGCUGCAAAGGUUUCUCCGACUAUCAUUUUCAUUGAUGAAGUUGAUAGCUUGCUCGGGCGACGAUCAAGAUGUGGAGAGCAUGAGGCUACGAGGAGGAUUAAGAAUGAAUUCAUGACCCAUUGGGAUGGUCUAUUGACAAAACAACACGAGCGUAUUCUAGUUCUUGCUGCCACCAAUAGGCCAUUUGACCUUGAUGAUGCAAUCAUAAGACGGUUUGAGCGAAGAGUCAUGGUUGGUCUGCCAUCUGUCGAGGCUAGGGAGAUUAUCUUGAAAACUCUACUGGCUAAGGAAAAUACUGAAAACUUAGACCUCAAAAAGGUUGCAGUCAUGACAGAGGGAUAUACUGGAAGCGACCUCAAGAAUUUGUGCACUGCUGCUGCUUAUCGACCUGUUAGGGAGCUCAUAAAGCAGGAGAAAUUGAAGGAUAUGGAAAAGAAUAAGAAAGAGGCUGAAGGCCAAAGCUCCGAAGCUGCUUCAAGUGCCAAAGAGGAUACAGAAGAACAAGGUAAGAAUAAGAAAGAUGCCGAAGGCCAAAGCUCACAAGCUGCUUCAAGUCCCAAAGAGGGCCCAAAAGAGCAGGACAAGAAUAAGAAAGAUGCUGAAGGCCAAAGCUCAGAAAGUGAUAAGGAGGACAAAGAAGAGCCAGUAAUUACCUUGAGGCCCAUAAAUAUGGAAGACAUGAUUCAGGCUAAGAAUCAGGUUCCUGCAAGUUUUGAUGGUCACGGGGCGAUUAUGCAUGAAUUGAGGCAGUGGAAUGAGCUGUAUGGAGAUCGAGGUUCUCUGUAGAAAUGACACCUACUUUAAUGUAUUUCAGCUAAUAUCCUCGUUUGCAGAUCAUUUGAGUAACUUUUAUUGAGAAAAACAUCCGUCAUUUUGAGGCCUAUGCUUGGAGGGCUGUUCCAAGAUGCUGUCUGCCACUGUUUUAAGACUCAUAAUAAGAAAUAAACAGUAAGUAUGAGCUUUGUUCAUGUGAGUGUUUAGGCACAUUGAAUAGCUUCCUGAUCUCGUUGGGAUUCAGAGUGGAAAGCAUGGCCGUAAACGAAAAAUAUUUGCUGUGAACCCAAAUCCCUGUGGGAAAUUUCUGCAUUGGAAAAGGGGAAAGAGAUUAUACUUGUAUUGAAUCGAGACAUCACUGAUUGUUUAGUCACUAAGGAACUUACAUAUCUACAGUGUGAGGAGCUUCUAU
Neltuma alba is the source of this 2980-nucleotide messenger RNA. RefSeq names its product ATP-dependent zinc metalloprotease FTSH, chloroplastic. The transcript is spliced from 17 exons. NCBI's taxonomy places the organism in Eukaryota, Viridiplantae, Streptophyta, Magnoliopsida, Fabales, Fabaceae. Gene Ontology annotation, molecular function: ATP binding; ATP hydrolysis activity. The coding region runs from base 124 to 2580 and encodes 818 amino acids. Gene Ontology annotation, cellular component: mitochondrial outer membrane. The record is from RefSeq and is a predicted model, not a curated record.